Tachyglossus aculeatus (Australian echidna) is the source of this 1263-nucleotide messenger RNA. It is a transcript of the gene P2RX1, whose product is annotated as purinergic receptor P2X 1. Gene Ontology annotation, molecular function: extracellularly ATP-gated monoatomic cation channel activity; ATP binding; purinergic nucleotide receptor activity. The coding region runs from base 1 to 1263 and encodes 420 amino acids. Lineage: Eukaryota; Metazoa; Chordata; Mammalia; Monotremata; Tachyglossidae. The transcript has 12 exons. The record is from RefSeq and is a predicted model, not a curated record. Gene Ontology annotation, cellular component: nuclear inner membrane; plasma membrane. Gene Ontology annotation, biological process: monoatomic cation transmembrane transport; response to ATP.
AUGCAGCGGCGGCUCGAGGGCAAAGUGUCCUCCUUCUUCUUCGAGUACGACACCCCCAGGAUGGUACUCGUGCGCAACAAGAAAGUGGGGGUCACCUUUCGGCUGAUCCAGUUCGUGGUCCUCGUCUACGUCAUUGGGUGGGUGUUCCUGUACGAGAAAGGCUACCAGACGGCCGACAGCCUCAUCAGCUCCGUCUCAGUGAAGCUCAAAGGGCUGACGGUGACCAAUGUGUCCGGUAUGGGCCCGCACCUCUGGGAUGUGGCCGAUUAUGUCUUCCCGCCACAGGGGUCCAGCUCAUUUGUGGUCAUGACCAACUUCAUCCUCACCACCGAUCAGCAGCAAGGACAUUGCCCAGAGCUCCCCGAGGCUGGGACAUGUCGAAAUGACCAGGAUUGCUCCCGGGGACUGUUCCUGCGCACGGGCCAAGGCAUCAAGACAGGCCGCUGUGUCUCCUUCAACACGACGAUCAAGACCUGCGAAGUCUUUGGCUGGUGUCCCCUGGAGGUGGAUGACAAGGUUCCUGAUCCUCCCCUGCUCCAAGAGGCCGAGAACUUCACCCUCUUCAUCAAGAACAGCAUCAGUUUCCCUCGAUUCAAAGUCAACAGGCGCAACUUGGUGGAGUCCAUCGAUCGCAAGUACCUGAAAACUUGCUUAUACCACAAGACGCAGGACCCCCUGUGCCCCGUCUUCAAACUGGGCUACAUCGUGAGCGAGUCAGGACAGGACUUCAGGGCCCUGGCCUCCAAGGGGGGCGUGGUGGGCAUCACCAUCGACUGGAACUGCGACCUGGACUGGCCGGUGAGAUUCUGCAAGCCCAUCUACCAGUUCCACAGCCUGUACAACGAAGGGAACAACGUCUCUCCCGGGUUCAACUUCAGAUUCGCCCGGUACUACACCAACGGGACCAACCGCAGAAACCUGUACAAGGUGUUCGGCAUCCGAUUCGACGUCCUGGUGGACGGGAAGGCUGGGAAAUUCGACAUCAUCCCCACCAUGACCACCAUUGGUUCUGGGAUCGGGAUCUUCGGGGUGGCCACGGUGCUUUGUGAUCUGCUGCUGCUGCAUAUCCUGCCCAAACGGCACUACUAUAAGCAGAAGAAAUUCAAGUACGCCGAAGACGUGGGGCCCGGACCUGUAGGGCCGGCAGAAUCUGGCCCCCGGGUCCUCGCGGGCGGGCCUGCAGGAAGGCGUGAAGACCCCAUGAUGGGUAAGUGGGCGGCCCCCACCCGGGUCGUACAUCUUGAUUACAUCUGUGUCUGUUGA